Messenger RNA from Arabidopsis arenosa, 1143 nucleotides. The record is from the annotation of a GenBank genome assembly. Lineage: Eukaryota; Viridiplantae; Streptophyta; Magnoliopsida; Brassicales; Brassicaceae.
AUCGUCGUCUUCUUCAUUCAGUGUUGAGUCAUCGCUUACCUGUGAGCUCGAAAGUGACGAUCAAUGGGAACCCUAGGAAGAGCAUUUUACUCGGUUGGUUUUUGGAUCCGUGAGACCGGUCAAGCUCUCGAUCGCCUUGGUUGUCGCCUUCAAGGCAAAAAUUACUUUCGAGAACAACUGUCAAGGCAUCGGACACUGAUGAACGUAUUUGAUAAGGCUCCAGUCGUGGAUAAGGAAGCUUUUUUGGCACCAAGCGCCUCAGUUAUUGGGGACGUUCAGAUUGGAAGAGGAUCGUCCAUUUGGUAUGGAUGCGUAUUACGAGGGGAUGUGAACACCGUAAGUGUUGGGUCAGGCACUAAUAUUCAGGACAACUCACUUGUGCAUGUGGCAAAAUCAAACUUAAGCGGGAAAGUGCACCCAACCAUCAUUGGAGACAAUGUAACCAUUGGUCAUAGUGCUGUUUUACAUGGAUGUACUGUCGAGGAUGAAACCUUUAUCGGGAUGGGUGCGACACUUCUUGACGGGGUUGUUGUUGAAAAGCAUGGGAUGGUUGCUGCUGGUGCGCUUGUACGACAAAACACCAGAAUUCCUUCUGGAGAGGUAUGGGGAGGAAACCCAGCAAGGUUCCUUAGGAAGCUCACUGAUGAGGAAAUUGCUUUUAUCUCUCAGUCAGCAACAAACUACUCAAACCUCGCACAGGCUCACGCUGCAGAGAAUGCAAAGCCAUUAAAUGCGAUUGAGUUCGAGAAGGUUCUACGCAAGAAGCAUGCUCAAAAGGACGAGGAGUAUGACUCAAUGCUCGGUAUUGUGAGAGAAACGCCACCAGAGCUUAACCUCCCUAACAACAUACAGCCUGAUAAAGAAACCAAGCGUCCUUCUAAUGUGAACUGAUUUUUCAGAGGUAGAGUACAUUAGGGUAGACGGAUUUACAGCUUUUGGAGAAGCUUUGUUCGACAUUUUUUCAUGGUUUCUUAGGGAAUUGUAUUGUCAGAUCAAACUUUGGUUGUUAUCACUUUGGUCUUUUGAACGUAAGAAGCAAGUUUAUGAAACAUGAGUGAAUAUUAGUCUGAUGCAUGUGCUAUGCAAAAUCCAUGUGCGCCUAUGUUGCUAGGCAAGCAUGAAGAAUAAAGAUCCAAACUUGAU